GUCAGCCCUGUUGGGUAAUAUUUCUCUCUGCCAGAUUUAGGAGCAGGCCUUCGAUAUUUUGAAUCACCUUUACAUGGAGCACAAAGAUGAUGAUGAUGAUGAUGUGUCUUUUGCCAAAUGGAUGAGCAGCUUCUGGGGUCACAGCUGGAUAGAGGAGGAUGAGAGAGGACUCCGGGACCGCCAUGGAUCACAAGACUCCAGUUACAGGAAAACCUCCCUGCCCUGUCCAUUUCCUGUGCUUCCCAGCAUGAUGUCAUCUGACAGCCAUCCUAGAAAGCAUUCUUAUGAGGACCAGGGAUUUCAAUGCCAUACUCACAUGCGGGAUUACAGAAAAUGCUCAGGGGAUGGGUCAUUCAAGGAGCCACUGGAAUCAAAAGUAAGAUCCCAUUCCAAAAUUCAGGCAUUUUCAGAGUCCUUUGAACAACAACUCUGCUUUAGAACCAAACGCUCUGUCUCUUCGGGACCUGAGAGCAGAAAGGAGAGAAAUGAGAGAGAAUGCCGGGCACUGGAAAUGAGGUCUUGCAAGAAAGUGGAGGAAAGAAGGAGCUCUAGGAAGGAAGAGCGUGGAGAAGCGUACCUGCCUGCCCUGUCUGAAAAGGGGCCCAAAUAGUACUCUGUUUCCACACCAUGACUACUGAUGCUGCUGUGUUUUUUGAGACCCAGUUCACCAGGCCCAGGAGUGGUAGCUGUAAAGAGUCUGCAGAUGCUGAGUGACUCAAGUGGGUGGUUGAUUCAGCUGCUCCCCGAGACAGCUUGCAUCAUACUCCAGCUGCUUUUCAGAGUGUGAUCUGCUCUGUUGCCCU
Molecule: messenger RNA, 803 nt
Organism: Eubalaena glacialis (North Atlantic right whale)
Lineage: Eukaryota; Metazoa; Chordata; Mammalia; Artiodactyla; Balaenidae
Gene: LNP1
Product: leukemia NUP98 fusion partner 1
Exons: 3
Coding region: 74-610 (178 amino acids)
Source: RefSeq, a predicted model, not a curated record